Coccidioides immitis RS is the source of this 1023-nucleotide messenger RNA. RefSeq lists its product as uncharacterized. The transcript is spliced from 3 exons. Lineage: Eukaryota; Fungi; Ascomycota; Eurotiomycetes; Onygenales; Onygenaceae. The record is from RefSeq and is a predicted model, not a curated record. The coding region runs from base 1 to 1023 and encodes 340 amino acids.
AUGUCAUUCCCAAAAGGGAUAAUGAAAAAGGAGAGGGCCAUCUACAACGCGCGGCAGCUCUCCGGUGCGGCCAUCACCCAAACAUUUGACUACAUGAUCCGGGAAGGUGUCGAUGAUGUCACUGAGGAUGGCGAAUUUCAUCUCUCACGCACUGCAAUAUCAUCGGGCUCCUCCACAAGGGAUCAAGCUUGGCGAGAUUGCGCGUUUUCCACGCUCCACACCUGGGUUGUUGACGUCGAGUACGUCCUGCACAAAUACUGGAAGAUGAAAUGCCUCACACGCCACCGGGAUCGACCUACAUCCCUUCCAGUCCGCUUUCUAGCGCCGGCAAAGACCAACCACGACAACCCCGCCGGUUGCGGAAUCGCUGCGCGAGCCCUGAUGACCUUCCCCACGACCCAGCGUCAGACAGCUCUGAUGGAGGGAACAAAGGUUGGAAAUGGGGAGACAAGUGACUUGCGGUGGUCAUGUCUCCGCCGCAACCGCCUCCAGCCAAACGGCAACAGCCGGCGUACCAGUCACAUGAGGAGCGCCGCCGCCCCUCCGCCUCCACGGGGCCCGCGGCAUCAUGUUCAAGAUGACACUAGCUCGAUACGGCUACACCUUUGUUGGAAAAGGAACGAACAAAGGUUUCAUCCCCGAUCUCCAGCAUGGGGCUCAAGUGUACGAGUAUCUCAGGAAGCUCCAGGGAAAUUUGAUCCCGGUCUGCCUUGGGAGUGUAAACCUCAGGGAGCCGUUCAUCACGGUCGGGUCGUCCACUACCUACUUCUCUCCUGGGCGGGAGAUGGCAUAGACCCAGAGCAUUUCGACAUCUACCGGGAUGGAAAGCGAUUACAGAAGGAGUUGGGCCAAUAUGGAGUGAUCCAUGGAGACAUUCAUCUAGCCAAUGUUGUCUACAAUGCAGAGCUGGGCAAACCAAUGCUGAUUGACUUUGAUCAGGCGCGUCUCAAUGCACGGGCACGCAAGAGAAAAUCAAUUGCAGGGUUCUCAAGGACCAAGCCCAAGCGACUCAUGCAGAAUUAA